AUGCCCGUCGAAGUCAGCCUUAACACGCCCCUGGCGGAGGCUCUCAAUGCUGCCAUUCAACCCAAGCUCGUCGAGGUUGGAUGGGGAACUGGCGGUGCCGAUGAUUCCGCUCUAGCAGAGUAUAUUGUCCUCAUGCUGGUUAAUGGAAAGACCCAAGAUCAGAUUGCCGCAGAACUCUCGGGAGACCUACUUGGUCUUGGAUCCGACGACCCCAGCACCCGCGAUUUUUCUCAGUGGCUGUUCGAACAGAUCGACGCUCUCAACACCCAAGUCAACGGCGGCAACAACGCAGGCCCCGGAGCAAACCAAGACCCUGCAACAGAAGGCGAGAUGGAUACCGACAUGAAUGCAGGCGAUGUCUCAGAACUGAAUGCACCUACUGGCCCACGCUCAAUGCGCAACGGUGCCCAACGAGGUGGGCGGGAUAAGCGCAUGUUUGGACAGAUGAACAAAGCGAUGGACCGACCUGGCGAUUCCGCCCUUCACCGUGUUCGAGGCCAGACCGGAAGCGAACGCAUCAAUACCCACGGCCGAACACCGCCCACUGGUCCCAGAACAGGUCGAGGUGGAAUGGGGCGAAACAACAAUAACCGUAGCGCCAACAUUCAGGCUGGUCUGGCCGGUAUGGCCGCUGGUGGCCCACAGCCGUGGAUGAUGCAAGGCGGCCAACCAAACUCUGCCGAGCUUGUUGCCCUUUUCGAACAACAAAAUCAAAUGAUGUACCAGCUAUCACAACAACUCAUGAACAAUGGCGGACAUCAGGGCGGAUUCGGGCAGCAGCGCCGUGGCGGAAAGUCCCUAUUCGACCGUACGCAACACCCUGGCAGAGGUAACUACCGCAAGGGCUUCAACGAUCGACAGGGCGGUAACAACGCUACUGCUGGUGAGGGUGAGGGUGAUGAUGUCAGUAUGUCUGGCGAGCCACGCGAGCCACCUAACCCUGAGGAUACGGUAUGCAAGUUCAACUUACGAUGCACCAACAAGGAUUGCAAGUUCGCUCAUCAGUCACCUGCCGCCCCUCCUGGAGCAUCGGUCGAUGUCAACGACAACUGCAGUUUCGGAGCCGCCUGUAAGAACCGAAAAUGUGUUGCGCGACACCCCUCACCGGCGGCUCGUCUUGCACACCAAAGCGAGCAGGACUGCAAGUUCUUCCCCAAUUGCCAAAACCCUCAGUGCCCCUUCAAGCAUCCAUCGAUGCCUCUCUGCCGUAACGGUGCUGGCUGCACAAACUCUGACUGCAAGUUUACACACGUCAAGACAAAGUGCAAGUUCAACCCGUGUCUCAACCCCAAUUGUGCCUUUGCGCAUGAGGAUGGGCAGCAAGGAGGCUUCAAGGAUAAGGUCUGGACUGCUGGCGAGGGCACUGAGCAUGUCAGUGAGAGAAGAUUUGUGGAUGAUGGUGUUCCCGAAGAGCUCAUCAAGGGGGAGGAUACUGACAUUAAUCAAGAUGCUGAUGUCAUUGUUUAG
Molecule: messenger RNA, 1467 nt
Organism: Fusarium venenatum
Lineage: Eukaryota; Fungi; Ascomycota; Sordariomycetes; Hypocreales; Nectriaceae
Biological process (GO): regulation of mRNA stability
Cellular component (GO): nucleus; cytoplasm
Molecular function (GO): poly(A) binding
Source: RefSeq, a predicted model, not a curated record